Molecule: messenger RNA, 771 nt
Organism: Macrosiphum euphorbiae (potato aphid)
Lineage: Eukaryota; Metazoa; Arthropoda; Insecta; Hemiptera; Aphididae
Source: the annotation of a GenBank genome assembly
AUGCAAGGAAACACUCUCCCUAACACAAGAAGUCUCCGCCUUCUAGGAUUAACUUUCGAUCACAAACUCAACUGGAAAGAACACAUAAAAAAACUGAAAGCAACGUCAUCCAAAAAACUAAAUAUAAUCAAAUCCGUGUGCCACUUUAAAUGGGACGCUGAUCGCAAAACACUCUUAAUUCUAUACAACUCUUUGAUACAAUCGACAUUGGACUACGGAUCAAUCAUUUACAGCCUCACCAACCAAAAUACCCUAAAAACAAUCAACAUCGUACAAAACGCCGGCAUCAGGAUGUCCAUCGGAGCUUUCAAAUCAAGUCCGGUCGACAGUAUGAUGUGCGAAGCCCACUGCCUACCAUUGUAUAUCAGACAAAAGUACCUAAUUACAAAGUUCGCAGCCAAAAAAAUGACUACUCCCCAAAUUGGCAUAAUAAGGACAAUCUCAAACCCCUAUCACGAACACCUCCUGAAACCUCUUUAUAUAAAGCUCCACGACAUCCUUGAAGAGAUAUCCUUCAACAUCAGCAACAUAAAACCUAAAGAAACUUUCUCAACAAUCCCUCCAUGGAACACGAACCACAUUGAAGCCAAUACAGAACUCAUCAAAUUCAACAAAUAUGACACACCUCAUAGUCUGAUCAUCAAUACGUUCUACGAAAUAAUAAACACCGAAUUCAAAAAUUACUACCACGUCCAUACAGACGCCUCCAAACAACAUACGAAACCGGUUUCGCCAUUACCCACAGGGAUGAAAAUAGUCUCCAUAAAUUAG